Mytilus californianus (California mussel) is the source of this 1490-nucleotide messenger RNA. Its product is annotated as transcription intermediary factor 1-beta-like. The coding region runs from base 33 to 1028 and encodes 331 amino acids. Gene Ontology annotation, molecular function: zinc ion binding. NCBI's taxonomy places the organism in Eukaryota, Metazoa, Mollusca, Bivalvia, Mytilida, Mytilidae. The record is from RefSeq and is a predicted model, not a curated record. The transcript has a single exon.
UCUAUGUGUACAUAUUGAUUAUUCGGAUAAUUAUGGCUCAGUGUCCUAUUAAGUCUUGUGAAAUAUGUGGGAGUUCCCCAGGAAGCAGGUUCUGUGUAGACUGUGAACAGUACUUUUGUAACAUAUGUGAAAUCUCACACUUAAAAACAAAACCAUGUAAACAUCACGUUUUUCAACAUGCACAUACAAUCAACCCGGAAGAAAAAACACCCGUUUGUGAAAAACAUAAUGAGAGAUUCCUUUAUUUCUGUAAUACGUGUUCCUGCUUGCUUUGUAGUAUAUGCUUGACAUCAUCACACAAGACACACGAUUUCUGCUUGUUAGACGAAGCUGGGUCACAAAAAAGAUCAGAAUUCAACACCAAGGUCAAAUCGUUUGAAACUGACAUACAUAAAGCCGAAAAGAAAGUAGAUGUCCUUAGAAACUCGUUGGAACAGUUCAAGGAUGCAACAGAGAUUGCAAAGAAAAAAAUCGACGAAAAAAGGAAGAGCCUCAUUGAUGUUAUUAAUAAUAUAUCGGAUGGAUAUUUGAAAGAGAUUGAGGAAAAGAAGUUAAAAGAAACACUGAGAAUUCAACAGGAAAUAAACAAACGUAGAAAUGAAAUUAUAAAGAACAAGGAAUCUAUAAAUAACGUAAAAACAUCUGUGAGCAAACAAAAUAAUACGAUAUUUCUAGUAUCAGUAAUAGAAGUAAAUAAAAAUAUGCCUUCUUUAAAGAGCAUGGAAGAUGUUACAGAAUUACCAACAAAGAUUAAUUUUGAUCCCGCAAAAACUAUGGAGGAUGAGAUUGGAAAAACUAUAGGUGUUUUGACAUUAAGCGCAGGUGCCAUAAUGAAUCUGUGCAAUGCGCCAAUUACUAUAGGUAGUUUAGUUCGAUUAAAGACGGCCACACAUAGUAAAUACAGGCAUGGAGUGGAUCGUGGUAGCGUUGGUUCCGUGAAAUGUGUUUAUUUUGAUGAAAGUGUCUUGGUUUCUUUCCCAGAGAAAGAAAAUUGGUCUGGCAUGUUAGUUCAUAUCGAACAUGUUUAGUGAUAACAUUAAUGCAUUUAAAACAGUGAAAAACAAUUCUAGACCUUACGCAAACUAUACUGUUUUUCCUGAUAUUUGUGAAUAAGUGUUAACAUUUUUAAUGCUUUUACUGGUAACACAGAUAGAUAUAUGAACAUCUAUAGUUUUUUUUGUGUAAUUUGGUCUCUUGUGGAGAGUUGUCUUAUUUGCAAUCAUAAUACAUCAUCUCAUUUUUAUAUUCUGCUAUAAUAUAGGCUCCAUCAUCUGAAAUCAGACCCAUUUUAUCCGCAGGCAUCUUAAGUUUUACUUGUGCAAAAAGUUAUAGAAUUUGUACGUACAAGUCAUUGUGCUAAUGGUAUUUUAAAAAAAACUGAAUGUGUGUUUGUAUUUUACCAAUCGUGUAAUAUUCAUCAGUCAAAUUUCGAAACUACGGUAUAUAAUGUAUAGCGAGAAGGAAUUAAAUAAUGUAAAGUGAGCAUUAUA